Messenger RNA from Microsporum canis CBS 113480, 324 nucleotides. RefSeq lists its product as uncharacterized. Lineage: Eukaryota; Fungi; Ascomycota; Eurotiomycetes; Onygenales; Arthrodermataceae. The coding region runs from base 1 to 324 and encodes 107 amino acids. The transcript is spliced from 2 exons. The record is from RefSeq and is a predicted model, not a curated record.
AUGGCCAAACUUGAUAACCUUCAAGUAUCCAGCAUUGUCAGGAUCUGCUACUCAUCCAGAAGGGCGGGCCCGCACCAGUUGGCGGCGGUGGAACUGGUUAUAUUUGGCACGCAUCCAUGGCUGCAAAGAUGCCUUCCAUUUAUCCGUAUUGAGGUAAUGGGCUUCCUCGACGUCGGCGCCGCUGACGAUUAUCUAGCGCUCCUUGAAGUUGUCAUCAACUCCGGGUUAGAAUUAAAUGCCACUCUGAAGUCGAUAUUUCAAGGCAAGCUUGAGCUCUCCUACUCACGGUUCGGCUUGCAUGUUGAUGUCCAACUACACAUAUAA